AGUUCGAUACAAUUAUCAUCGUCGCCGGCUCCACUCGCCUCCUCCAAGAGUCGAACCCCCAAAACCCUAAACCCAUGGCGCCGCUCGCCCCCUCCGCCGGCGCCCGCCUCCUCCGCCGCCUCCUCUCCACGGCUGCCGAGGUAGCACGGGAGGCGGCGCACCCCGCCGCGAAGAACCCGAAGAGAGCGGCACGCCCCGUCGGGAAGCGGGCGGCGCGCGCCGUCGCCCCCCAGGACGCGAAGGUGGCGGCGCAUCCCGCGGCAGAGCCGGCGCCGGACGCGGAGGGCGCGAAGAAGGCGGCGGCGGCGGGGACCAAGGACUCGCGCCCGCUGUACCGUCGGCUGUCGGCGCUGGGGAACGCCGGGGAGGGGAGCGUGUCCGCGGUGCUCAACAAGUGGCUACGGGAGGGGCGGGAGACGCGCUCCGUCGAUCUCGAGCGCUACGUCAAGGAGCUCCGCAGGUACAAGCGCCAUUCCCAGGCCCUCGAGUUGAUGGAUUGGAUGGUUCAUACAAAGGGUAUGAACAUGUCUUACACUAACCAUGCAAUUCGUUUGGAUCUCAUCUACAAAGUGCGUGGCCUCGAGGCAGCUGAAAAAUAUUUUGAAGGCCUUCCUGAUCCAGCCAAAAACCAUCGAACCUUUGGGGCACUUCUGAACUGUUAUUGCUCAUCGAAAGAGGAAGAGAAAGCAACAGACCUUUAUCGCAAGAUGGAUGAGCUAGGCAUCUCAUCCAGUACUCUGCCCAUCAACAAUCUGAUGUCCCUGUACAUGAAGUUAGGCCAGCAUAAGAAGGUUUGCAGCCUGUUUGAGGAGAUGAAGGAGAAGAAUGUUAAACCAGAUAACCUGACGUGCUGCAUUCUGAUGACCAGCUUGGCGGCAUUGAACAAAAUAGAUGACGUUGAACAAGUUUUAAAAGAAAUGGAAGAAAAGGAUGGGGUUCUAGGGUGGUCUGCAUACAGCACACUGGCUUCCAUCUACCAGAGUGCUGGUUUGGUUGAAAAAGCAGAGUCUGCUCUGAAGAAACUUGAGGGCCUUGUUCAAGAUCGUGAUGGCAGGCAGCCUUUUGAUUUCCUCAUGAGUCUAUAUGCUUCCGUAGGCAAUUUGAGCGAGGUCAAGAGGGUGUGGGGCGUGGUUAAGGCCACUUUCCCAAAGGUGACAAACACGAGCUACUUCAGCAUGCUGCAGGCUCUUCUUAAGCUCAAUGAUGCCGAUUACAUGAAGCAGGUCUUUGAGGAAUGGGAGUCCAAUCAUGAGUUCUAUGAUGCCAAACUGACUAAUGUGAUGACUCGAGCCCAUCUGAAGAACGGCAUGGCCAAGGAAGCGGAGCUGUUGUGGGAGAAGGCCAAGGAAAAGGGUGCCUGUUUCGACUCCAAAACAUGCGAGUUGUUUCUCGAUCACUACAUGGUGGCAGGGGACAUGAAAUCAGCGCUGAACUGGGUCGAGAAUGUGACGAAGCUCCCCAAGAAAACAGCAAAGCUAGACCAGGACAAGAUCCCCAAGUUCUCCAAGUACUUCGAAGAGCAGAAGGACGUGCAGGGUGCGGAGAGGUUCUGCCGCUGCCUGAGGGCGCUCGGGUGCAUCGACGGCAAAGCGUACGAGUCCCUCCUGCGGACUUAUCUGGCGGCUGGCGAGACGAGCCGCUCCCUCCGGCAGCAGAUCAAAGACGACAAGAUCGAGAUAUGCUACGACAUUGGGAAGCUGCUGAAGAGGUUGGGCGACAAGGGGCGGUGAAAUGGUACUUACCUAUUUGUGCCCCUAGUUUACAUCGGUGGUUUCUUCCAUGAACGAAUAACAUAAAGCAGAAAUUGUAGGUGAGAAGUGUUGCCGGCCCUUGUUCUGGCUCAUCGAAGUUUGGUGCUUUUGCAAGAAGAAGCAGAACUAGGCCGGAGCAAAGGAUUUUUUGUGCUAGCACAAGUUUUAGUCUAUCUCCGAGAGGGCUUUCUCCUACACUUAUUCUUUUUUCUUCUUCUUUUGUAUGUAUUGGUUGUUUCAGACUUUGAGUACUGGAGCAAGGAUGCUACUACAGGAUCGUUUCUUAUUC
Messenger RNA from Hordeum vulgare subsp. vulgare (domesticated barley), 2040 nucleotides. Its product is annotated as pentatricopeptide repeat-containing protein At4g01990, mitochondrial-like. The record is from RefSeq and is a predicted model, not a curated record. The transcript is spliced from 2 exons. Lineage: Eukaryota; Viridiplantae; Streptophyta; Magnoliopsida; Poales; Poaceae. The coding region runs from base 75 to 1730 and encodes 551 amino acids. Gene Ontology annotation, cellular component: mitochondrion. Gene Ontology annotation, molecular function: protein binding.